Molecule: messenger RNA, 2013 nt
Organism: Oncorhynchus tshawytscha (Chinook salmon)
Lineage: Eukaryota; Metazoa; Chordata; Actinopteri; Salmoniformes; Salmonidae
Product: paired box 10
Biological process (GO): anatomical structure development; regulation of transcription by RNA polymerase II
Molecular function (GO): RNA polymerase II cis-regulatory region sequence-specific DNA binding; DNA-binding transcription factor activity, RNA polymerase II-specific
Source: RefSeq, a predicted model, not a curated record
CUGACACUGAGUCUGUGUGUCAUCCUUCUCUUCCUCCCUCCCUCCUCCUUCUCUCUCCCUCUCUAUCCAUCGCUCCGAGGACCAGAGUGCCUGCAGACUUGUUUCUCUCUCCCUGGCCCACUCCCCCCUCCCUCGCCUCCUCUCUUUCGCUCUGUCUCUCUCUCCAUCUCUACUCUGGCUCGCCUCCCUGCUCUCUCUUUCUCUUUGCACACACAGUCAACAAAAGCGAGGUCAGAGGAGAGGGAUGAGGGUAUAACGAAAGAGAGGAAGAGGAGGAAGAGCGAAACCUUGGAAGCAGUGGAAAGACUAGAGAAACAUCAAGUUUGGAAAACCAUUGGCAUCCUCUCUCUUGAGUAGUUCUGAUCUGUGUUCUUAUUGGAGGAGAGAAGUAAGAGGUCAGAGGUGAAGGGGAAGUGUUAUGUGUGAGAAACUCAGCAUGCUGAAUCUACAGAACACCUCCAGCUGGACUGGGCCAAACAACUGGUACCAUCAACCAACACAGCACGAUGGCUGUGUGGUGGAUGAUGUGAGCGUGCGGAUGGUGGGAGGAGGAGAAGGAGUGCAAAGAGAGAGGGAUGAGGUAGAGGACGCCCAGCAUCACCUCCAGCUGAAGAGAAAGCUCCAGAGGAAUCGCACCAGUUUCACCCAGGAGCAAAUUGAUGCGCUGGAGAAAGAGUUUGAACGGACACAUUACCCAGAUGUCUUUGCCAGAGAGAGAUUGGCAGCUAAAAUCGACCUUCCAGAGGCUCGCAUUCAGGUGUGGUUUUCCAAUCGGCGAGCUAAAUGGAGGAGGGAGGAGAAGUUGCGCAAUCAGAAGAGGUCAGGCGGCGGGACUUCCUGUUCUCAGGCACAUGCCCCCCUCAGCACCUCCUUCAACACAGGUGUCUAUCACUCUCACCAUGGUAACAGCUCAGCCUCGAUGCACAGUCGCAGUGACAACUCUCUCUCAAGCUACGGCUCUCUCUCAGUCUUCUCCAAUAUGCAGUCGUUGCCCCCCCAGUCCACUCCCUCUUACCCCUGCAUGCUCCCUCCCUCCCCCCUCCUCCCCCUGCCCCGGAAGUUUGACUCCCUCUCUUACCCCUCUCCUCACCUACCUCCCCCUCACUCUGCCAGCUCCAACACAGGAUAUCUCUCUCCUGGUGUGUCGGGUAAUGAGCAGGACUUAGGUCAGUACUGGACCAGACUCCAGUGAGAAUAACACAGUUACGGCAUGACACUAGACCACCACCAGACCUGCCAGUAUCUGAAGAUCCACCUAUUCUCUGUGACAGACUAAGAUACCCAAACACCCAAUCCGUUACAAUCCAAAGCGAUUACAAUCAGUCGUUCUAAUAAUGACAAAACGACCAAAAAAAGUAUCAAUGACCUACCACAGCCAAUAACAAUCAUGGAUGGCCUUGGAACCACCAAUGACAAUCUAGUAUGGGCCUGAAGCAGCCACUGACAAUCAAGUAUUGCUACUGGACUAUUAAUUACAAUUAAGCUUGAUCUCAGCGCACCAGGCAAUCAAAUGAUGAACUGAAACUGGAUCCCAGCAGAUUCACUCACUCCUUCACUCACUCACUCAUUCCUUUUGAUGUUUGUUCAGAUCAAACAAGACAAUCAAGCAUUGAAAUGAAAUCACCAAUCAUAGUCAAGCAUGGAUUUCAUUUAACCAAUGACAGUCGAGCAGGGAUUAAUGCAACCAAUGACCUAGGAGAGUAUAAGACAAUCAAAAACCAAUACUAGUGAAUAAGGACGUUACUGUGAUGCCAUAUUUUUGUCCUCUCUCCCUUCCUUUCUGUCAAUCUGACUUUUGCAAUCUUACCCCUUUUAAAAUCCCUUCCCUCAUCUGUACAUUUAGCACUGUGUGUGUGCGUGCGUGUGUGCGUGUGUGUACGUGCAGACAUGAGUGAGUGUUUGUAUGUGUGUAGCUGCAUUUUGUGUAUGUGUGUGUCUUUAAACUGCUAAUCAUUUUAGUGUACUCCCUUUUUGUGAAACUGUUUGAACCAAGAAUAAAAUUCUAAAUGUGAA